AUGAAGAGAAAUGAAAGUGACAUUGAGAUGCGAUCCCACACAGGAACAGCGGACAGACACACGCGCGACAAACAAGAUGCUGCACCAACGCGAGACUUGGAACGACACGCAUUGACGCCUGUACCGGAAUAUGCAUCCGGCAUCAAAUUCUGGCUGGCUCUCGCAACCCUAUGCCUGGGAAUAUUCCUCGUCACGCUGGAUAGCACCAUUGUAGCAACAGCCAUCCCUUGCAUCACGGACGAGUUCCAUUCCCUCAAGUACUUCGGCUGUUACGGCAGUAUCUACCUGGUGGCUCUCUGUAUGUCGCAGCUAGUUUUUGGCAAGCCAACAGCGCGUUACUCGUUCCGCUGGAUCUACACUGAAGCCAUGUUCGUCUUCGUUGCCGGCUCCGCCAUUUGUGGCGCCGCACCCAACUCCCCAGCCCGAGCCAUCGCGGGCCUUGGCUCUUCCGGUCUUCUCAUCAUCGCCUACUCUCUUGUUCCUUCUCUCGCUUCGCCCGAAAAGCGCGCCCUCUCCCUCAGCCUGAUUUCGAUGGCUCUCCUCGAGUCCUUCACCCCCUUUUCAGACCUGAUAAAAACUCUUGACCUCAUCGGCCUAGCCGCGUUGUUGCCGUCCAUCGUCUGCCUUCUCUCGGCAUUGCAAUGGGGAGGCGUCAGCUACCCCUGGUCUGACGGCCGCAUCAUUGCAUUGCUGGCCGUCUUUGCCGUCCUUGGAGUUGCAUUUCUCGUCAUCCAGUUUUGGCAGAGGGAGAAGGCGCUACUGCCUUCGCGCAUCUUUGCCCAGCGGUCCAUCUCUUGUACAAAAGCCGUAGAUGCCAUCACCCUUAUUGGCGGCGGAGCACUCAUCUCCAAGUUUGGCCACGCUGACAUCUGGAUGGUCGUCGGAACCGUCUUUGGAUCUGUCAGCUCGGACCUCUUCACGGCAUUCACAACCGACACAAGCACGGGCAAAUGGAUCGGCUAUCAGAUCAACCGACUUAUUCUCCAAGACAUCCCAGUUGGCUCCAGCAUGGUCAUGUUGCACAAGUUAUGGGCAGACGUCGACGCCAGUACGGUCACAAAUAGCGGUAUUGCAGGGCUCAGUAGGGGCCUGUCAGGUGAUUCCUUGCAGGCCUUGCUGGGCGUCAUCAACAAAGCUCUGAUGGAUUCGUGGCAUCUUCCCAUAGUAUUGACUUGCAUGGCCUGA
Molecule: messenger RNA, 1185 nt
Organism: Pseudomassariella vexata
Lineage: Eukaryota; Fungi; Ascomycota; Sordariomycetes; Amphisphaeriales; Pseudomassariaceae
Product: major facilitator superfamily domain-containing protein
Exons: 6
Coding region: 1-1185 (394 amino acids)
Biological process (GO): transmembrane transport
Molecular function (GO): transmembrane transporter activity
Source: RefSeq, a predicted model, not a curated record